Messenger RNA from Didymodactylos carnosus, 240 nucleotides. NCBI's taxonomy places the organism in Eukaryota, Metazoa, Rotifera, Eurotatoria, Philodinida, Philodinidae. The record is from the annotation of a GenBank genome assembly.
AUGCGAGUACCACUGUGUGAAUUGGGUCAAUUUGACGAAAGAUGUGGGUUAAAUUCGGUUGUGGCCGCAGAAAGUACAAAUACAAGAUUAACAAUAAAACAACAACUUUCCUUGUACAUACUUAAAGUUAAACCGAAAACGAAAUUUCAAGAUUUUUGGAAAGAAUUUUCAACCGAAUUACCGAACUUAACAAAAUUAGUUCAACGCUAUAAUGCGGUACCAGCCACAUCUGCACUGUAA